UCAUAUUUGAACUCAUCUCCGAUAGUUUUAUGGGAUGGGAGGCUGACCAUCCUGUCGUACCUUUGUUUCAUGUUUGCAAACAAUGGAACGUGCUGGUCGCGCCGCUCAUUUACCGACAUCUGUGCGUAUCAGGAUUCAACUGCGCUGAGAAGCUCUCGUUGGCACUCGACGACGGGACGAAAAGGGGCAUCCUUGUCAACCCCGCCGUGCGGUCUCUCGAUGUCAAUCCUCCAGUAUCCAGCACUACCCAUGCCCUCGAUAUCUUGAAAAAGUGUUCACACUUGCACACCUUUGACGCGCGUCCCGCCUCUCCUUCUGAUCUUCGCUGGUUGGAAUCACUUGCCAUGCCUGGAGGAACGUUGAGGAUUCUCCACGUACAUCUUUGUUUCGGUAGUGGUUGGGACGGCGAAUCGCUCAUAUCCAUCGGCCGGCUUUUAACCUUGAAUCGUCUCUACGUUGUGGUCAUGCCACUCAACCACAUGGAUGCUACACAGUUUCCUGCAGUUGAUCCAUGGAUGUUACCCGAUUUAGUCCAUCUGUCGGUGAUGUGCACCAAGGACGGGCCGGGUCAUGGUGCAUUUACGAAAUUCAUUGAACAAUGCCAUUUUCCGUCGCUUCGAUCCGUCAGACUUUUAAACAGACGAUCUAUGAC
Molecule: messenger RNA, 652 nt
Organism: Dacryopinax primogenitus
Lineage: Eukaryota; Fungi; Basidiomycota; Dacrymycetes; Dacrymycetales; Dacrymycetaceae
Exons: 2
Source: RefSeq, a predicted model, not a curated record